AUGCAAUCGUAUGUGGCAGAAGUGGGUGAAAUAAUACGUGCAUAUAGAAGAGAUGAAGAGGAAAUUGAUGCUUUGCAGGAACGGAUCUCUCUGGUACUAUCAGAACUACUGGGACAAAGGCUAUGGAUGCGAUCUUAUCCUUAUUUA
Molecule: messenger RNA, 147 nt
Organism: Cylicostephanus goldi
Lineage: Eukaryota; Metazoa; Nematoda; Chromadorea; Rhabditida; Strongylidae
Source: the annotation of a GenBank genome assembly